AUGGGAGAUGAGAGAAAAAGAGGCAAACCUUUGGUGCUGGUAGCAAGUCCAUUCCAGGGGCAUAUGACUCCUAUGCUUCAGCUUGGCAGUGUCCUCCAUUCCAAAGGCUUCUCAAUUACCAUGGUUCACACCAAGUUAAACUCUCCUGAUCCUUCCAACCAUCCCGAAUUCGAGUUCCUUCCUCUUUUUGACAACUUUCUGGCGAUCGAUGCCUCAGCCAACUUCACGACGUUCCUCGAAGCACUUAACGACAACUGCAAAAUGCAGCUUCAAGAUCACUUGGCUCAAAAGAUUAGAGAAGGAAGAGAUGAUGAAAUGAUCACAAUCAUACAUGAUAAUAUCAUGUACUUUGCUGAAGAAGUUGCUAACAAUCUGAAUCUUCCGAGCAUCGUCUUGCGCAGUAGUAGUGCGUCGUAUGUGCCUGCUUUCCUUGCCCUUCCAAAACUUCAUGCAAAAGGGCAACUUCCUGUCAAAGAUUCUAUGUUGCAGGAGCUUGUCCCAGAGCUCCAUCCCCUGAGGUACAAGGAUUUACCUUUUAACAGAACAUCUACAGAAGUUGCAACAGAAAUGCUCGCGCUUUCGGAACGUAUUAGAACCCCUUCAGCCAUUAUUUGGAACACCAUGGAAUAUCUCGAAUAUUCAGCGCUGACACAACUUCGGCAGCGCUAUCAGGUUCCGAUUUUUGCUGUUGGCCCUCUGAGCAAAAUGGUUAGAUGCCCAUCUACUAGCUUUCUUAAAGAAGACACCAAUUGCAUUUCAUGGCUUGAUAAGCAAGCUCCAAGGUCAGUUAUUUAUGUAAGUUUGGGGAGUUUAGCCACCAUGGAUAAAACUGAGCUAGCCGAGACAGCUUGGGGGCUGGCCAACAGUAACCAGCCAUUCCUAUGGGUGGUUAGACCCGGUUCAGUUUGUGGGUCGGUGUGGAUUGAGUUUUUCCCAGAAGGUUUUACAGAAGAAAUCAGAGGAAGAGGUCUUGUGUUGAAAUGGGCACCACAAAAACAGGUGUUGGCACAUUCUGCAGUUGGAGGUUUUUGGAGCCAUUGUGGUUGGAACUCGACCUUGGAAAGUAUUUCCGAAGGGAUUCCAAUGAUAUGCCGGCCAGUUAUGGGAGAUCAAUGCGUAAAUUCUAGGUACCUAAGUUCUGUAUGGCGAAUCGGUUUGGAACUGGAACAUCUAGAGAGAAAGGUGAUCGAGAGUGCAAUCAGAAGACUCUUGGUGGACGAUGAAGGGAAAGAGAUGAGGCAAAGAGCAAUCCAUAUGAAAGAAAAGGCUAAACAUUCUUUAUGCAAUGGAGGUUCUUCAUUCAAAUUCUUGAAUGACUUGGUUGAAUUCCUCCUGAUUCAAACUAGACUUUAGGAUGCGUCUGGUGUGCAAACUACAUGGGAAUGGAUGGCACAAAAAGGAAAUAGUCACUUGUUUGGCAUGACAUGUAACAAAAACAAAAUGGGACAAGAUGUCCAGUCCUGUCCUGUCUGUGAGUCCGUCCCAUCUUGUCUGUGCAUCAAACACUACCUUAGAAAGCUCAGAUUAG
Molecule: messenger RNA, 1528 nt
Organism: Cynara cardunculus var. scolymus (artichoke)
Lineage: Eukaryota; Viridiplantae; Streptophyta; Magnoliopsida; Asterales; Asteraceae
Product: UDP-glucose iridoid glucosyltransferase-like
Exons: 2
Coding region: 1-1353 (450 amino acids)
Molecular function (GO): UDP-glycosyltransferase activity
Source: RefSeq, a predicted model, not a curated record